GAUCUCACUCAGGCUUUGGGCCUUUAUGAUAUAUUAUUUAACACAACUGAAGUAGGACUGACGAUCGCCUCAUGUUUAAUAAGAUUUAAUCUUAUUAAAGUGAAUCUUCUGGACUCGAUAUAAAUCUCUAACAGCGUUUAUGAGAGUUAUUUCUGUUUGUUUCUAUUCCUGUGGUUCUCGUGUGUACAUCUAUAAUAAUAACAUGAUUAACGAUGAAGCCGAGUAAUUUACAAUCCGAGUUAGGCAAUCUUCAAUUAUAUUGAUAAAUAUCGAAAAACAAACCUUCCCAUACCGGGAGUCGAACCCGGGCCGCCUGGGUGAAAACCAGGAAUCCUAACCGCUAGACCAUAUGGGAGCCAUGCAACACUAGCGGCCUGAUGGCGUCUUAUAGUAACUAUAGAUCAGAAACCUGACCGUGUGAGUGCGAGACAUCAUUCUAUAGUUUUAAUGUUGUCUAUAAUUAUUGAGCAAUCAUUCACUACUGUAUUAUUCAGUCUUUCAGUUUUAGUUGAGCAUUUCCGAUCCUGCAUCGCAGUGAGUGACGUCAUCUCGCAGUGCCAGCAGUGAGCACUCAUCAGUGAGCAUGUAGAUGCCAGUAACGUUUAGGUACAUUUAAGCGAUUUGAAGUUUUCGUCCUUCAGCAUGGCUGAUUACUGGAAAUCACAGCCGAGGAAGUUCUGUCAGUACUGCAAAUGCUGGAUCGCGGAUAAUAAGCCCAGCAUCGAGUUCCACGAGAGAGGGAAGAAUCACAAAGAAAAUGUCGCGGCCAAAAUUUCAGAGGUAAGUUCUCAUGUCUCUACAGGUGAGAGUGUGGCUCCGUCAGAAGCUCCUGUUAAAAAGCAGAAAAAACCCAAGAAACUCAAAGCGAGCGUCCCGUCUGAGAGCAGCGGCGGCGGCCGGCCGGACGUCUGGCUGAGAGGAACCACAAACAAUGGCCUGCUGUAUUACUACAACACCGUCACUGGAGAGUCUCAGUGGGAGAAACCAGACGGGUUUGUGGAUGAGAGCUCGUCAUCAGCCGCAGGACAAGCGCAGGAUCUGUCAGGCGGUGCGUGGAUGGAGGCCGUGAGUUUUGAUGGAUACAUGUACUACUACAACACUGAGAGGGGCGAGUCCAUCUGGGAGAAACCAGAUGAUUUCAGUGCAGAGGAUGAUGUUGCUCCUCCUGGUGUUGAAUCUCCUCGUGAGGAGACGGGAGCAGCAGAAGAUCCGUCUCCUCCUCAGCCUGAGUCUGUGUCUGGAGCUGAAGACACAUCUGACCCUCCUAAAGACACUCCAGAACCAGACGAAACCAAACAAACCAGCCUCUUGAAGAUCAGUUUCAGGAAAAGUAAAGAAGAACUGGUCAAAACGUCAGCGGAUGAUGGAGAGAGAAGCUCGGAUGAUGGCGGAAGUGGUGAGGAGAAAUGGGAAGGUUCUGCCGUGACUGACACAGUGAAGAAGGACGAGACGCCUGUGAAGAGACCCAGAAAGACCAAUCCAUACGGAGCCUGGGAACAGAUCCAGCCGCAGGAGGAUCCAUACAAGAAGGUGGAUCUGCAGCUGCCGCAGGUGGAAAGCGUCGCUCAGACUCCAGCCGACGUCCCUCCGGAGCCCAGGGCCAGAUUCAGGGAGCGCACCAUCACGUCGCUGGGGGCCGAGAGCAGCGCCGGAGCCACGUUCAAGAAGAGGAAGACUGAGAACGGCAAGUCCAGGAGCCUCCGGCAGAGAGAAACAGACGAGUAGAAGCUUCUCCACGGGACGAUAGGACUGAGACGAGUCUUGCUUCAGAAUUUUUUUAUUUUAUAUAUUAUUGGCAGAUGACGUUUAAACUGCCUUUAGCUGCUUUAAAAUACAUUCUUGUGAAUAUUUCCAGGGAUCAGUUUUGUUUCCGGAUGUUUAAUCUGUCUGGUGUGAGCGAGUGUGUCGUGUGUGUUUUCACAAAAUACAACUUCUACUGACAGCUAUUAUAUGUAUAGCCAACUUCUGCUGGCGUGCAUGUACUCACAUGAAGUGAUUUAACGUAACAAGCAAAUCUCAACUGCUUGAUCAUUGUGCCUCCAAAUUAAAUACCAUUGUAUCAUCCAUAAAAAGGCAUAGAAAUAUAAACAUUAUGAGCAGCACAAAUAAAUCCGCCAGCUGACUCAUGAGGUUAGUCUUUA
Molecule: messenger RNA, 2141 nt
Organism: Sinocyclocheilus rhinocerous
Lineage: Eukaryota; Metazoa; Chordata; Actinopteri; Cypriniformes; Cyprinidae
Product: WW domain-binding protein 4-like
Exons: 9
Coding region: 643-1725 (360 amino acids)
Biological process (GO): mRNA splicing, via spliceosome
Cellular component (GO): nucleus; precatalytic spliceosome
Molecular function (GO): protein binding; zinc ion binding; RNA binding
Source: RefSeq, a predicted model, not a curated record